AUGGAUGAUGAAGACAAAGAGGAUCUCUGGGAAAAAACCCGCCGAGGAGUUUCGCUGGUGGGUCAAAUUUUAGGCGCGGGCGUGUCUUCCGGAGUGGAUCCUACUCUCGCCCAGCGUCUUGAAGACUUAGCAGACGAAUGCAAAUCUCUUCUCGGUCGAAUUGCAGAUGAUUGCGAUGGAGAUUGGGCUACGAGAGUUCAGGACAGGUCAAGCGUUCUUGGCUUUGCAGGAACCGGAAUUUCCACGAACAUGCCGGGAUUCGACGAAGAUGCUCCUCAUGAUAUAAGUAGUCCUGCUGUUGACGCUCUCAGGAGAGGGCGUGACGCACUUGGAACAGCACAUGGCGAGUGGAUUGAUAUGGGCAGGCUGACCGCUCCGUGGCUGGAAACGCCUAGGCUUGAUGACGCUUUGCGUAAACUCGAAGAGAAAAUGGGAAGAAUGAGUGAUCUUUUGAAAUCAGCAGCAGGCGCAUGCGGCCGUGGGUGGGGCAAAUAUCUGGAUGGUUUGAAACAAAGGGCAACAGGAGGAGGGGAAGACGCAGAAGACGCCAAGCGGCGAAUCCCAGAUAGCGUGGAAAAGGGAAGGAAAGUUAAAGAUGUUCUCGACUACGUUACAAGUCAACCAUGA
Molecule: messenger RNA, 627 nt
Organism: Eimeria necatrix
Lineage: Eukaryota; Apicomplexa; Conoidasida; Eucoccidiorida; Eimeriidae
Exons: 1
Coding region: 1-627 (208 amino acids)
Source: RefSeq, a predicted model, not a curated record